UUUUGGAAACACAGCCUGAGGUAGUGUCGAAAAUGAAUAUUGCGGAAGAAAUAUACAAAUCAGUUCUACAAAAUAAAGACUCAAUCAUUAAAAUAUCUAACUUUAUUCAAUUGGCUGAAGAUUUCAAUACAAAAGAUUCAGACUAUGAUGUUGUUAAAGAAUAUUUGCAACUGUCUGGAAAUUGCCAAGAAAUUAUGCAGUUGGUGAAACAUUUACCAGAUUCAGAUUCCCAAAAUGCAACGCUUUUGAUGAAAACUUUUUGUCAUAUUUUGAUGCGCAUUGCAAGUGAUUUGCAUAUCUUUUCUGCUGCUGGAAAUGCCAUUGUUAAUGAAAUUCUUGCUAAUGGGAUGAAAACAGUGUUUGGAUUUCUAAAAGCUAAGCAAAAAUCUUCCAGAGUAAAACUAGCUUUACAUCUGUUGUCAUCAAUGGUUGCUUUAGGGAAACAAGCAGCUCACAGAGUAAUUUCUAAACUGGAUUUUUCAAAUAUCACCUUUACUCAGUUGUUGAAUCGAGCUAAUUUUUCGGAGGAAGAAGACUGUAGAACUGCAUUUAUAAAUUUAAUUGUUUUAGCUAUUACUACAUGUGACAAUAACGAUAUUCGUCAGAUUAUAGAGGUUAAAGGAUUCUUGAAUGAUGUAUUACCUGGUUUGGUAUCUGAUCGUGCUUCAACGAUAACACUUGUGUUGUCUACAUUUCAUAAUCAUAUAAUAGAAAAUCCAUCUAUUUCUAAAACUAGUAAACUUCGAUUAUUUAACGAUUAUUCUUUGAAACCUGUUUUAAGUCUGUAUACUUGGAAAGGACCUAUUCAAAAAAAGAAAAGUAUAAAGAGAAAGUUAGGAGAAGAUCCUCAAGCUGUAGCAUAUGAAGUUAGUGAAGAAGAAUCAGAAAGUGUCCACUCUUGUACGCACAAGUUCAUGUUAACAUUGUGCUGCUCACACAAGUUUGGUAUAGCUUUCCGAGAUGCAAGCAUAGGCACAUCUGGCAGGAACCUAAAUAAUGUUAUUACAAGCAUUCUGAAGUCAUUUGUAAAGCCAUAUUCGAAUCCAUUAAUAUCUGAUUUGAUUGUAUCCGUUCUAAAGGCUUGUCCAGACCAGAUGAAAUUUUAUUUGCCAUGUUUGAAAGAUAGUUUUAUUCCUAGGUUGUCAGUAUUUUGGUUCCAAACUGUAACUUUAACAAAAAAGAUUAUUCUCUCUCAAGAACCAAUAACCUGUUUGUUUAAAACUGAUGAGAAAAUGCCUUUACCAUCAUUAGCAACGAUUGCUAAAAUGUUAUGCUUUCCAAGCCUUAUUAAUCUUUCAGAAAUCCAGAAUGUCUUUACAAAUGAACAUCACCUUUUAUGCCAUUAUUUAUGUGAUUUUAUAUCAUGUAUUCUGAAGCAAGCAAAACUUAUUGUGGAUUUUUGUUCUCAUGGUCAUUUUUCUGAAACUCCAUAUUCUGCAUCUGAUAUGUCUGUAUUUCAUCAGUCUUUUUUGUCUUCAAUUUUCCAGAAUUUAAAUGUAAUGAAAGAGCUACAAACCUAUUGGAAUAGAUUAACAUCAAGAAAUGAAUCAGCACCUGAAAAUAAUAUAGAUAAAGAUUUCCCUGCUCCAACACUUUCAGCUCAGCUAUUGAAAGUUCUUGAAGUAAUAAAAGUUUUUAAGCAACUGUCACUUAAUGUUUGUCAAGAUUUUAAUUUAAAUUUGCCUGCUUUGUUCAGUAAUCUAAAGGGAUGUUCGAAUUUAUUAACAAGGGAAGAACUAUGCAGAAUCAAUAUUGAAAUCAUAGACAUCGUUGCAAAACAAGGAAAUGAAUCUCUUGUAUUAUGGAAUAAGAAAAUGGCUGAAUCACCUCUGAUGAUUGUUUUUGAUGUGUACUUAUCACCUCAGGGCUCUCAAACAAUUGCUGGCAUAUCAGAAGUUGUAUAUAAAGUUUUGUUCUGUACCAAAAUAUUUGACCAUUGCAUUUGGGAAAUCGAUAUAUGGUUAGAUGCUAUGAAGUGUGCAAAGAAAAAGCAUGUGCCAUUUAUAAUUGAAUUUAUAAAUAAUACCAUGCAUACAUUGCUUCAGCAAUCAAAGAAAUUUAAUGAUGAAAUUAUUGAAACUUUUUAUGGCAAAGUUGAUUCUGAGCAGAAGAAUCCCUCUGAGUUGCUUGAAGAUCUCCUGAGUGAUGGUCAGGGAAACAGUGUUGCAGUAAAUGAAAAAAUUGAUGAUAUAUUGGCAAAUCAAGAGCAGUAUUUUAGCUGCUUAGUCCCUGCUGUUCUUGCUGCAUUUCCAUCUUUGGAAGACCACAAGAAAAAAGGUUGUCAGUUAUUUGUCGAAAGAAGUCUUACACACAUAUUGCAUCGGCAACACAAGCCAAAGUUACUUCUGGAAAUUGUAAAUAAAUAUAAUUCUGCAAUCAGUCCAGGUGUAUAUGCUUACUGGGAGCUGCUUUGUUCUUCCAAACAUAUAAAACAGAGUAAAGAAGGUAAAUUUUAUCCUAGUGAAUCUUCCAUGUGUGAAUCAGACUUGAGUGAUCAUCUAAAAUAUAAAUUUAUUUGUACUCAUGCCUUAGAAAAAUGUUCCAAACCUUGCUUAUGUGUUAUAAAGCAUUUACCUCAGAACUUGGAUAUUGCUUAUGUGAGAAAAGUCAUUUGGCAAACUCUGACUUACAUUAAUUUUGAAAUAAGCAUUAUUGAAGAAAAUGAUCAAAAGACUGAACUUACAAAUUAUAUCUCUUUACUUGAAAAACUUUGGGAUUAUGUGAAAGAAUUUGGGAAGGAAACUGAUGAAGUUAUCUGCGAUGAAUUAUCUAAGAAAAUUACUGACAGUGAUAAAAAAAUUGAAAGUGAAAAACUAGAAAUUGCUAAGGAAAUUUUAAAUCAUCCUAUGAUAUUAAAAUUGUUUCUGAAAAGUGAUUUAAAGAAAAAUAAUAACUCUGUUCUGAAAAAGUGCAUUAUUGCAAUAACAAAACUUGUAUUAAAUAUUGUUGAAAGACUUGUGCGUUCUUAUGGAAAGGAAAGUUUUUCAUAUAUUGUUGCAUACAAAAAGAAAAUUGUGAAAUUCCUGAUAUUUUCUGUGUUUAAUACUGAAAACAAUACGAAAUUUUUUAUUGCUAAAGAAUGUGACAUUAAGAUUAUCAUUGGAAUUUUUUCUAAUGUAUUUUCUAUUGAGGAUGUUGUUAUCAUUCUAGAACAUGUAUUGAGUUUGGAUGAUGUCAUUAUACAAAAAAUGGAUUCAACAUUUUCUGUUCUAUUAUAUCUUCUGAAAUUAUACAUUGAACAAGAAGAUUUUCUUCUUUUAUCACCAAAUUCUGUAAACUCUGUGUUUCUUAAAUAUAUUUCAAUUCCAGAGAAGCAAAAAAAAAUCUGUAAGGACUCUAUCUUAACACUUUUGAAGAGGCAUCCAAUUUUUGCAUGUUUGGUUACAGAAAAUUCUUGUUUGCACUUAUUCCAGUAUUGUUUAAGUGAAGAUUUCCCAGUAUUGGGAAUGCUACUCGAUCUGAAUAGCCAAUUCAGAAGUGUGAUCCAAACUAAAAUUUGUGAAAAUAUUGAAACAAUGAAAGAUGUUGAUUUUGUGUAUCUGGUUAGUAAAUGUGUGAAAAAUUUCACAAUGGAAAGAAAUCAACAAGAUGAAGAGUUCUUGAAGCAUAUAGCCUCAUCUUAUUGGGAAAUAUUUUCCAAGUUCUUUACUUCAAAGACUUUAAUUCCUGAGGCUUCAUUGCUAAAUGAAUGCGAUAUUGGAAAAACCAUGGAAUUGAUUUUUCAUGAAAAAUACCUGUCUAUACGAAAGUUGAGCAAGUAUUUUAAAUUACUUGAAGAUAAUGACAAAAGCCCUACAGAAAUGAGUAUUCUCCUUCCACUUUUGAAAGUAUGGAGAAAUGGCUUACUUGAGAACGGAAAGUCCGAUUUGCCAGUUUUGAGGUUUGCUUUGUUGUGGUACACAUCUACUAUUUCAUCUGCUGCCAAUAGAAAUGGAUUAAUUGACACAAAUCUACAAAAUUUUAUUGUUGGCAUUUUACAGGAUAUGUCUCAUAUAAAUAUACAAGAAUUAUUUGAGAUUGAUAAUUUUUUCCUGAGCAUGCUAAAAGUGGGAAUGAA
Molecule: messenger RNA, 4057 nt
Organism: Stegodyphus dumicola
Lineage: Eukaryota; Metazoa; Arthropoda; Arachnida; Araneae; Eresidae
Product: nucleolar pre-ribosomal-associated protein 1
Biological process (GO): maturation of 5.8S rRNA from tricistronic rRNA transcript (SSU-rRNA, 5.8S rRNA, LSU-rRNA); maturation of LSU-rRNA from tricistronic rRNA transcript (SSU-rRNA, 5.8S rRNA, LSU-rRNA)
Cellular component (GO): nucleolus
Source: RefSeq, a predicted model, not a curated record